This is a messenger RNA of Lodderomyces margitis, 1113 nucleotides long. It is a transcript of the gene ATS1, whose product is annotated as Ats1p. The transcript has a single exon. The record is from RefSeq and is a predicted model, not a curated record. Bases 1 to 1113 code for a protein of 370 amino acids. Lineage: Eukaryota; Fungi; Ascomycota; Pichiomycetes; Serinales; Debaryomycetaceae.
AUGUACCAAGUAUUAGCAUGUGGCUCAAAUGGAAAUUAUCAGCUAGGACAAGACGAUGAUGAAGAUCAAAGGGCUCUUAGACCGUGUCUCUUUCAUGUUGAAGGAGAACCGCAACCCACAACCAGUAUUCAACACAAGCCAAGGAAAAUUGCUUGUGGUGGAAAUCACACAUUGAUCCUCUUUGAAAACGGGGAUGUGUUUAGCUGCGGAGACAAUGAGUUUGGUCAAACAGGGCAUCCCGAAAGUGAGUCUGUUGUUGCUGCGUUUAAAAGAGUGACAUCAAUCCAGCAUAAAUUUAUCGACAUUUCAUGUGGAUGGGAUUAUUCUUUCUUGCUCACAGAGGGAAAUGACUUGUUUGCAUGUGGGAAAGGCUUGAAGGGUGAAUUGGGUCUAGGCAUCCACGUUUUGCAAGCGACUAAACCGCAUUUAGUGACUCGAUUCGAUGCUGGGGUCAGAAAGUUAAAAACGGCUGUCAAUCACACCAUAGUUCAAACACUGAAUAACAAAUUGUAUGGGUGGGGCAACUGUCGAAAGGGUCAAUUAGGGAAUAUUGAGGGUAGCUUGAUAAAGAAAGGGGCGAUUUGGCAACCUACUGAGCUAGAUUUUGAAAUUAGUCCUAUCGUUACGUUUGAGUUGGGUCGAGAGUUUACCGUUUUGCUGUCAUCAGAUGGCCUACAUUUGUUUGGCAAGUCAAAUACUGAUGUACAAGAGUUGCGAAGGGAGGCAGCAAAUGCAGAGUUAAUUGAUGCCAUGUGGUCUUCGAUCCAUUUUAAAAGUCACCACACAAUCAAAUCGUUUGGCACCAACACUCAUGGCCAAUUAUACGACUAUGGUUCGAUUAGUGGUGACUUUGAGUUUGUUGUUGGAAGCGAGCAUGGUCUAUUGAAGCUGGAAAAUAAAGUGUAUGCCUGGGGUUGGGGGGAGCAUGGUAAUUGUGGUGAUGUGAAGAAUAACAACACGGCGAUUGGACUAAGCAGUAGUAUUGACGAUGCGACUGAUGAUGGUCUAAGAAGCAUCACAUUCAACUAUUUAAAUGUACUAUAUGAUGGAUCUGAGGAAGUUAUAAUGAUAGCUGGUGGUUGUGCCACCAGCUGGGUAGCUAUAUACACGUAA